AAAAGGAAACUCUUGAUCAAAACGUCCAAUUAAGAUAAAAUAAACACUAUAUAAUAACAGCAGUGUAUUCCUAUCAACAGCAAUAAAAAGACUGAUGUUAACAAUAAUUAAAGGCUACAAUAAAACAAAUAAAUACAUUGCAUACAUAAACAAGUUAACUGAGUUAAGUUCCAUCAACGUGGCAUAAGCAUGAUAAUAAAGCGGUUAUUUUAACAAAGGAAGUGACCCUCUCAGCCGUUACAGCACUUUAUCCUUUCGAAAUAAUUGGGUGAAACAGUUUGGUUUCCUCGUAUUUCCACAUCUUUAACAUGUCAUUGCGAAGACAUCGGUGUACUGGUCACACUCUCUCUGUCUUUCCCAGGAUGUCUCUCCUGCCUCUGGUCCUCAGCUGGACGGGCCCCUGUCAGGUCCUGUUGGUGCUCGGUUCAGGACUGGGAGCCGUCGUCGCAUUUUGGAUCGCGAGGCUGCUGCUGCGACACGCCUGGUACACGCACAGGCUCUCCUGCUUCAGCAAGCCACACGCCAACUCCUGGCUUUUGGGCCACCUGGGCCAGAUGCAGAGCUCAGAAGAAGGUCUCCUGCAGGUGGAUGACUUGGUGCAGAAGUACACACACUCCUGCAGCUGGUUCCUCGGCCCUUUUUAUCACCUGGUCAGACUCUUCCACCCCGACUACGUCAAACCUCUGCUUAUGGCACCUGCCAGCAUAACAAUGAAGGAUGAGCUCAUCUACGGCCAUCUGCGUCCGUGGCUUGGACAAAGCCUGCUGCUAAGCAACGGGGAGGAAUGGUCUCGCAGGAGACGCCUGCUGACUCCGGCUUUUCAUUUUGACAUCCUGAAGACCUACGUUGCCAAGUUCAACACCUCCACGAACACCCUGCACGACAACUGGCGCCACGCGGUCGCUGAGGGCUCGGCGUCUUUGGAGAUGUUUGACCAUGUCACUCUGAUGACACUGGACAGUCUGCUCAGAUGUGCCUUCAGCUACGACAGCAACUGUCAGAGGUCGACCAGCGAGUACGUGUCGGCCUUAGUGGAGCUGAGUGAGCGGAUAAUAGAGCGGCGGCACAACAUUCUGCACCACUGGGACUGGUUUUACUGGAAAACCGAGCAGGGAAAACGGUUCAGAAAGGCCCUUGGCAUCGUGCACAGCUUUACCAGAGAGGUGGUUCAGAAGCGUCGAGCUCUGAUCAACCAGCAGACAAAGUCGGACGCAGAUUUGACCCGAUCACAACAGAGGAAGAAAGAUUUCGUGGACAUCCUACUGCUGUCAAAGGAUGCAGAUGGACGCGGCCUAACGGAUGAGGAGGUGCAGGCAGAGGCCAACACCUUCAUGUUUGCAGGUCACGACACAACAGCCAGUGCGAUUUGCUGGACGCUGUAUAAUUUAGCACGCCACGAGCACUAUCAGGAGAAAUGCAGGCAGGAAGUGAUGGAUCUGAUGCAAGGACGAGACAGACACAAAAUAGAGUGGGAGGAUCUGUCCAACCUUCCCUUCACCACCAUGUGCAUCAGGGAGUCUCUGCGGCUGCACGCUCCUGUGCAGGCUGUGACCAGGAAGUACACCCGGGACAUGGCGCUGCCCGGGCAUCGGACCGUACCAGCCGGUGCCAUCUGCUUGGUCAGCAUUUACGGGACACACCACAACCCCGCAGUCUGGACCGACCCACACGAGUUUGAUCCCGAGCGGUUCGACCCCGCGCGCUCAGCGGACCGGCCCUCUCACGCCUUCAUCCCCUUCUCCUCGGGCCCCAGGAACUGCAUCGGGCAGAAAUUUGCGCUGGCGCAGCUUCGAGUCGUCGUGGCGCUGACCCUGCUCAGGUUUCGCCUGACCCCGGGAGAGAACCCCGACCUCGGGACCAGGCCCGGGGGGGUUCGCCGCCUCCCCCAACUCGUCCUGCGUGCGGAGGGAGGUCUGUGGCUGCGGGUGGAGGAGCUGAAGGAUGAAUGACACCGGAUGAAGAGGGCCGUUCUGUGUUGUUUCCUUAUCCCUAUUACAAAUGACCAUGCUUUGUAAUAACAAUACACUCUUGCAACACAUAUUAUUAUUCUAUUGACAUGAUUAGUGAUCGUAGUAGGUCGGUUUUGAAGAUUUAAAAAAAGAAUGUAUCCUCAUCCUAAAAAGUGAACUUUGGAGUAAAAUCACAAGUUUAAGAAAAUAAACUAAAUUGAAUGAGAAUGAAACACGGGACAACAUUCCAGGUCGUUGCAUUACUCUUUGGAAAAUAAAAAGUAAAAAUAAUCUUUGCAGAAAAAAAUAGUCACUAUAAUAUAUAAAUAUAUAUAUAUUUAUGCCCCACUGUUUUCCCUCACUGCAGCAAAAGACUCAAUCAGCUCAGUUGGGCAGAAUGAAAUGGUGACUGUGCGACUUUUUGCCCCCCCCUUUUUUUUACCCACAUGUGGAGUUUAUAAUAAUAUUUUAGGAAAACAACUCUAAUCUAUAAAAAAGGGUAAAUUUCAUUUAGUGUUUACCAUAUACGUUUUUUUCACCCAUUUGACCUAACGUGCCCACUCGAUUACCUAAUAACCGCAGGCCUAACAAAUAAUGUGAUAUUGCACACAAACACAUGCAACUAUGUGCAAAGACACCAGCGUUAAUACCUCUGAGGUCCAAUUACAGCUCCUCACCCUCCAGCAACAACAAGCGGAGAGGAACCUCAUUAGCGGAACUCACCUCCUUAAAGCGACACGUCUGAACCACCAGGGCGAUGAGAGGUGUUAAAAAAAAUAAAACUGUCGGCACGAAAACAGGUAAACAAGUCAAGUAGCGGCUGGUGACAGUCGGAUGUGUCCAAACCGGCCCAUUGAGGACAGAAUUCCAUACAGAACUAUAUUUGUGUGAUACUUAGUACACCUAAUGCAUGCAUUAAAGUGUACUACUGAGUAUUCCAUUGAAAUCCUCACUGUCACACAUUACACCGAGUGCAUUUGUUAUUUUUUUAUCCUUGAUUGUUGAGAGAUUUUCUCAAUGCCGUGAGCAUGACCUUCAUUAAUGCCCGACGUAGUAGAACGCAGAAGGUCCAGAACCAUCAGAACUCCUCUGGGCUUCUCACCCGGAGGCGUUUAAAGCCGCCGUGAGUUACAGCGAGCAAAGGCAAAGACCCGCAGAGGCCUUCACAGCGAGCAGAUUCCUGAGGAAAAGGGUGUCGGGUGUGUUUCAAACAUAAUCAACACUUCGGCUUUUAUUAUUAUGGAAACUAUAC
Pungitius pungitius (ninespine stickleback) is the source of this 3201-nucleotide messenger RNA. It is a transcript of the gene cyp4f3, whose product is annotated as cytochrome P450 4F3. Lineage: Eukaryota; Metazoa; Chordata; Actinopteri; Perciformes; Gasterosteidae. The record is from RefSeq and is a predicted model, not a curated record. Gene Ontology annotation, molecular function: heme binding; monooxygenase activity; oxidoreductase activity, acting on paired donors, with incorporation or reduction of molecular oxygen. The transcript has 13 exons. The coding region runs from base 309 to 1949 and encodes 546 amino acids.